AUGACUCCGUUGCGCGACGACCCUCUGUCGUCUAAGGCAGACAUCGUUACGGAACCCUGCCAGUGGUCACCCAACGAACACAUCCAUCUUCCCGCUCCAGAAGAAGUAUUCAGUGCUCCUGUGCUUUCAAAGAAAGACGGAUCCGUCGUGGCGAAAGUCACAGAACUGCUGGUAGUCAAGUACGGGCGACGUGUUUUCCCCCGCGAGGUCGCCGCAAUCCGCUACGUUUCAGCACAUACGUCUAUUCCUGUCCCUCAGAUACGUGGCACGUAUAAAUACGACUCCCAGUUUUUCUUCUUUAUGGAUUUCAUGCCUGGUCGUUCCUUGGAUGAAGUUUGGCCCGAGAUGACUCCCGCUGCAAAGUCCAUUUUGGUCGAGCAGCUCCGGGACCACUACUCUCGUCUCAAAUCGCUGACUGGGACGUACAUUGGAGGCCUCGGCCGUACUCCUGCUUUCGACAUCGUAUUUGAGAACUUGAAGUCCGACGAUCGCGGUCCGUUCUCGAGCGUUACCGCCUUUCACGAUGCCCUCUACCGUGCUUUCAAAGUGUGCAUCGACAGAAAUAGUCCAGAUUAUCCGGCCUUCCUCGUCCGCGGUAUUCGUCGGAUGCUCAAAGAUAAUUACGCGGUGCAUUUCUGCCACGGAGACCUCAAGCCGCGCAACGUUGUGGUCUCGGAGAAAGGGGAUCUCGUAUCCGUUCUUUCGUGGGGCAGAGCGGGCUUUUGGCCGGCGUAUUGGGAGUGGUUGAAAGCCAAUGAUAGAGCAUGGGAGGAUGCACGGGGCUGGCCAUCUGUGCUGGACAGUGUCUUGGAACCCUUUGAUAGAGAAUACUGGAUAUACUUCAAGUGCUUUCAAGAGCCCUUCCCGUAG
Molecule: messenger RNA, 870 nt
Organism: Sparassis crispa
Lineage: Eukaryota; Fungi; Basidiomycota; Agaricomycetes; Polyporales; Sparassidaceae
Product: Protein kinase-like domain protein
Exons: 2
Coding region: 1-870 (289 amino acids)
Source: RefSeq, a predicted model, not a curated record